AUGAUAACUGCCCUGUGGGACAGAUACCCCCAGAUAACUACCCUGUGGGACAGGUAUCCCCAUGAUAACUGCCCUGUGGGACAGGUACCCCCAGAUAACUACCCUGUGAGACAGGUACCCCAUGAUAACUGCCCGGUGGGACAGGUAUCCCCAGAUAACUACCCUGUGGGACAGGUACACCAUGAUAACUACCCUGUUGGACAGGUAUCCCCAGAUAACUACCCUGUGGUACAGGUGCCCCAUGAUAACUACCCUGUGGGACAGGUACCCCAUGAUAACUACCCUGUAAGACAGGUACCCCAUGAUAACUGCCCUGUGGGACAGGUACCCCAUGAUAACUUCCCUGUUGGACAGGUACCUCCAGAUAACUACCCUGUGAGACAGGUACCCCGUGAUAACUGCCCUGUGGGACAGAUACCCCCAGAUAACUACCCUGUGGGACAGGUACCCCAUGAUAACUACCCUGUGGGACAGGUAUCCCCAGAUAACUACCCUGUGGGACAGGUACCCCAUGAUAACUGCCCUGUGGGACAGGUAUCCCCAGAUAACUACCCUGUGGGACAGGUAUCCUCAGAUAACUACCCUGUGGGACAGGUACCCCAUGAUAACUACCCUGUGGGACAGGUACCCCAAGAUAACUGCCCUGUGGGACAGGUACCCCAUGAUAACUGCCCUGUGGGACAGGUAACCCAAGAGAACUGCCCUGUGGGACAGGUACCCCAUGAUAACUGCCCUGUGAGACAGGUACUCCAAGAUAACUGCCCUGUAGGACAGUUACCCCCAGAUAACUACCCUGUGGGACAGGUACCCCAUGAUAACUACCCUGUGGGACAAAUACCCCCAGAUAACUACCCUGUGAGACAGGUACCCCAUGAUAACUACCCUGUGGGACAGGUACCCCAUGAUAACUGCCCUGUGGGACAGGUACCCCAUGAUAACUGCCCUGUGAGACAGGUACCCCAAGAUAACUGCCCUGUGGGACAGGUGCCCCAUGAUAACUACCCUGUGGGACAGGUACCCCAUGAUAACUGCCCUGUGGGACAGGUACCCCAGGAUAACUGCCCUGUGGGACAGGUACCCCAGGAUAACUGCCCUGUGGGACAGGUAUCCCCAGAUAACUACCCUGUGAGACAGGUACCCCAUGAUAACUGCCCUGUGGGACAGAUAUCCCCAGAUAACUACCCUGUGGGACAGGUAUCCCCAUGA
Molecule: messenger RNA, 1206 nt
Organism: Lytechinus pictus (painted urchin)
Lineage: Eukaryota; Metazoa; Echinodermata; Echinoidea; Temnopleuroida; Toxopneustidae
Exons: 3
Coding region: 1-1206 (401 amino acids)
Biological process (GO): negative regulation of protein sumoylation
Molecular function (GO): calcium ion binding
Source: RefSeq, a predicted model, not a curated record